GGCGGCCGCUGCCCCGAAGCCUCCGCCCGGAUUGCCUCGUGCAGCCGCCCGCGGCUCAUGGCUCAGCCCCGGACAGCGGCUUGUCCCUGCUGAGCCCGGCUCCAUCCAGCAACGACCGCUCGGGCAGACACGGGUGACAGAGCACCGUGAGCCUUGGGCCCCACCUCCACCUCCACCAUGUUGGCCUGUCUGCAGCGGACCCAGAACCCGCCCCCUCAGCACCUCCCCUGUCCCAACAAGACCCUGGAGCUCCGAAAGUGUGAGCCGGUCAGCUCCAUGCAUUCGCCACGGUACCCGAGCCCAGCCGAGUUGGACGCCUAUGCCCAGAAGGUGGCCAACAGCCCCCUCAGCAUCAAGAUCUUCCCCACCAACAUUCGCGUCCCGCAGCACAAACACCUUAGCCGCACCGUCAAUGGGUACGACACGACGGGCCAGCGCUACAGCCCCUAUCCGCUGCAUGCCAGCGGCUACCAAGGUCUGCUGGCCAUCGUCAAAGCGGCCGUCUCCUCCUCCGGCUCCGUGUCUGCCCCUGCCGCCGCCGCCGCCUCCUCAGGCAAAGGUGUGGUCAAGAAUGUGGAGGGCAAGCGGACGAAGUUGUCACCCGCGGGGGUGCAGGUGGGCAUCGCGCCCUACCCCGUGUCGAGCACUUUAGGGCCCAGCGCCGUCCCCUUGGGCUACCACGGAGGGCAGAAGCCACUGGAGGGGCCCGCCCCACCCCCUAACGUCACGGUGGCCGCCUCGGUCAUCCCUCUGGCCGGGCGCGGGCUGGCACUGCCACCGUCGAACCUGCCCUCCAUUCAGAGUAUCAUCUACCAGGUCAACCAGCAGUGCCAGGCGCAGGGCUCCCAGCCGGCCUGCCAGGGGGUAGCGGUCACUCACCCCAGCCCAGCCAAACGCCCUGCAGCCGCCACCCCCGCCGGCUUCACGGGCAUGGCCGGCUCCACCAUGGCCUACGCCAGCGCCAUGCUGCCCGACUGCCGCAAGGGGGCCGAGCUGGUGGUGGGGGCCACGCCAGCCAUGGCCCUGGGGGGCCUCAAGGCCGCUGGUUACCCGGACGGCGGCGGGGCCGGCCUGGACUAUUUGAUCUGGCAGAAGCAGCAGCAGCAGCUGCGUUUGUACAGCGGCGGCAGCGGCGGGGGCGGGGCCGUGAGCAAGUCCCCCGAGGUGUGUGGGGGCGGGGCGGGGGCAGCGGCCGCCGCCCGUCCCUACCUGCUGGGCGGGGCGGCCGCGGACAAGGUGAGCUCCUCCCCGUUGAAUUGCGUGGGCAUGCACGGCAACUUCUCCGUGGGCCCCUACUUUGCCCCUCCCUGGAACAGCAUCCUGGUCACCCCCAACAGCGACUGUUACAACCCCGGGCCGGAGCUGGGCCCCGCAGCCCGCGAGCUGGCCGUGCACCCCGCCGACGGGCUGUCGGGGCUCCCCAGCAAGACGGUCUGCAAUACCUCCAUCCUGAGCAGCAGCCUCCAGUCCCUGGAGUAUCUCAUCAAUGACAUCCACCCGCCCUGCAUCAAGGAGCAGAUGCUGGGCAAAGGCUACGAGACGGUGUCCGUCCCCCGGCUCCUGGACCACCAACACGCCCACAUUCGCCUGCCCGUGUACAGAUAAGGGCCGGGGGCUCUGGUCCGGACGGACAGACCGGGAGGCAGGCCAAGGGAAAGCGAGGGGAAAGGGGCCACGCGCCUACUGGGUGCCCCUGCCCACACCUCCUCGGGCCCUACCGUGCCCCUCAGCCCCCAGGCGGGGAGGGGCCAUGGGCCAGAGAGCUUCCUCCAGGGCAGCUAGGAGAUCCUGAGAGGCUUUGAACAGAAGCUCCGGCCAGGCGGGAGGGACGGACCAGGGUCCUGAGCAUUCGCAAGUGGGGAGCGCGGGCAUCGGGCUCUGGCAGGCGGUGUGGGUGGGGGGCUGCUUGGAGGAGAGGGGGCAGCGGGAGGGCUGACCCGAGCCUCCGAAGACGAGGCGGGGGGCGGGGGCCACGCCCACCCAGGCUCUGCCACCGCUGCCCAGGGAAACCCCUACCCUCACACUGCUUUGCAAAAAAAUAAAUAAAUAAAUAAAAAUAAAUGGGGACAGUCUAGAGAAAGAAAACGAAACCACUUGGAAAACAUGGAUGACACCACGUCUUAGUUACCCCUCCCUCUCACUUCUGUGUUGGCCGCUACCAAGACGGGGGCCGGUCCUCUUCAGCCCUUCCCAAUUAGUCUGGGGAUUGGGCUUCAUCAAGUCCUAGAUGGGAUCAGUGGGAAAUAGGGGUGGGGACAGCCCAUGGGCUCCUACUGAGGGCGGGGGCGGGGCCAGACUGUGGAAUCCCAUCCCCUACCCACCCACCUUGACUCCCUCCCCCGCGGUCCCCUCUGGAUGCAGCCCUCUUGGCAGAAAUAAAGGCCACCCGAGGAGGCUUCACGACUGCCCUGUCCCUACCCCUCAUCCCCCCAGUCCCUGGGCAAGCCAGCUCUGCCGCUGUAUUCAUAUGCUUCUCCCAAGUGGGGCCACGGGAGACACUCCCCCCCACACCCCAUCCGGAGCAGUCUUCAGGGGUCACUGGAACCUUCGCAGGGUCCCCGACCCCUCUGCCCACUGGCCACUCGCCUUCCUCCUCCUUCCCAUACCUAGUAGGAAUUAGAGAAACAUUAGAUUUUCAAAGCCCAGGACCCAUUGUCCCCACCCCCACCCCAACCUUCUCCUUUAUUUUCACCCUCAGAUUUUUUUUUCUGGAAUUAGAAAAGAAAAAAAAAAGCACCCUGCCUGUCAUUCCCUCCCCACUACCCACCCAGCCAUAGCCACCAACUAAGUUAGUGGCUUUAUAUCCUGGUCCUUGGGUAUUUAUUUUACAUUUUCUUGGGACCCUUCCUGAGUCCUUCCCUGCCCCCAGCCAUUCCCCAGGUCUGUUGGUGGAGUGAGAAGCCCAGAAUCCUAGGAGGUCUGCUUCCCUUGCCUCCCUUCCCCUGGGGCCCCAAGCUCUUCUUCCCCUCCUGCCCUUCUGUCAUGCUCAGACAGAAAGCAUUCUGCAAGGCCUGUGCAAGCACUAAGUGCAUUUACAAAUCUCUGAGAAUGUUUUUUUGUACUAAAAUUGACCAUUAUAUUCUACUGUGAGAAGUGCUGUCUGCACUAUAUUGUUUUAAAAAGAGAGAAAAAAAAGAAAAUGCGGAUGUA
Molecule: messenger RNA, 3150 nt
Organism: Dromiciops gliroides (monito del monte)
Lineage: Eukaryota; Metazoa; Chordata; Mammalia; Microbiotheria; Microbiotheriidae
Gene: FAM222A
Product: family with sequence similarity 222 member A
Exons: 3
Coding region: 178-1605 (475 amino acids)
Source: RefSeq, a predicted model, not a curated record